AUGUUUGUCUACGCAACGGUGACUGUGGCCCUCUUGGUGGGAUCCUCUUUCUCAAAGCAACCAUCAGCUCCGGAGGCGUUUGCAUCUCCACUCCGAGAUCUGCAUUUCGGGCAGCUAAACUUCUUACACACCACGGAUACUCACGGCUGGCAUGCCGGCCACUUACUUGAGCCAUCUUUCAGUGCGGAUUGGGGCGACUAUGUCGACUUCGCGGCACGACUCAAGGAGAAAUUGGAUGCGGAAGGUCUCGACUUGUUGAUUGUCGAUACGGGAGAUCGGAUCGAAGGCAAUGGCCUCUACGAUGCAUCGGAGCCCAAAGGACUCUUCACCUUCGACAUCUUCCGCGAGCAGCACAUGGAUAUGAUCUGCUCCGGGAACCACGAGCUUUACCUGAAGAACUCGUCCGAAAAUGAGUACCUGAUCACCGCCCCGGCGUAUGCCGGCAGCUAUCUUAGUUCCAACCUCGACAUUUAUGACCCGAACACGGGACAACUCGUCCCCCUGGCACAAAGGUACAAAAAGUUCAUCACCAAGAAUCAAGGCAUUCGCAUUGCGAGCUUUGGGUUUCUCUACAAUUUUGACCGAAACUCCAACAAUACCGUCGUCCAGCGAGUUGAGCAGACUGUUCAAGAACCCUGGUUUCAAGAGGCCAUUCGCGACCGGGAAGUCGACUUGUUCGUAGUCAUUGGCCACGCGGCCAUACGUUCCGAGGAAUUCGAGAUCAUCUACAAGGCGAUCCGUUCAGUCCAAUGGGACGCCCCCAUCCAAUUCUUUGGCGGCCAUUACCACAUCCGGGACUAUCGCCGGUUCGACAGCAAGUCAUACGGCCUCGCGAGCGGCCGGUUCAUGGAGACCAUUGGUUUCCAGUCCAUCGACGGCCUCUCCACGAACACCAGCCGUGCCGCCGCUGGUAAUCCCACGUUCUUCAGGAGAUACAUCGACAACAACUUGUAUUCGUUGUACCACCAUUCAGGCCACAAUGCAUCGACCUUCCAUUCUGAACGGGGCCGAAACAUCAGCGCGGCAAUCGGAGAAGCUCGUGAGGCGUUGGAUCUGGAUCAAACAUUUGGGUGUGCUCCCAAGGAUCUGUGGAUGAGCCGUGCGCCGUAUCCCAGCAAUGACAGCAUCUUCUCGUGGCUGGAGGAGGAAGUCUUCCCUGGCAUUGUCAGCGACGUCAGACGAGGCGACAGGCCGCAUCUCGUCAUAACCAACACUGGAGCAAUUCGGUUUGACAUCUUUAAGGGCGCAUUUACCAAGGAUUCGACCUACAUCAUCUGUCCGUUCACCAGCGGAUUCCACUACAUCAAAGACGUGCCGUACAGCAAAGCCAAACACCUCAUCACCAUGCUGAACCGCGCAGGUCCAAUCUUUGAGAACGUCGACCCAUCGUAUGCCAUGUGGAAGUUAGUCCCGCCCGAACAAAUCGGUGUCAAGGAAGACAACGUUGUCGUCUUGUCCGACCACCACGUGCGCGGACAUUCACUGCAAAUUUCUCUCUCGGACCAUGACCGCGAAAAUCUGACGCCGGGGUACACCACGCACGACGACCUGGGCGACGACGGCGACGAUACCGUCCACUCCCCGAUAUCCUUCUACGAGGUGCCCAACUGUGUCCAAUCGACCAUCAACCCGCACCCGGACACCAUCGACCUCGAGACAGACGAAGGGAUAGUCGUGGACGUCGUCUUCAACGAAUUCAUUGAGCCGUGGAUCAUCUUGGCCUUCCGGUUCUUGGGGCUGGAGUACUCUGACGAGGACGUGGACCAGUACAUGCCCGGCGACAACCUGACGACCUUGAUCGCCAAGUGGGUGGCGGAGAACUGGAAGAUUCAUUGCAAGGCGUGA
Molecule: messenger RNA, 1845 nt
Organism: Fonsecaea erecta
Lineage: Eukaryota; Fungi; Ascomycota; Eurotiomycetes; Chaetothyriales; Herpotrichiellaceae
Exons: 2
Coding region: 1-1845 (614 amino acids)
Biological process (GO): nucleotide catabolic process
Cellular component (GO): cytosol
Molecular function (GO): hydrolase activity
Source: RefSeq, a predicted model, not a curated record